CGAUAAUGCAGCGUUCUGCGAAAAUGAGUAAUCUGUGUCCCCUCUGACACCUGUGCGGCGACAAAUGUUUGAUUGUUGUUUUUACUAGAGUAGCGUAAUAUUGAAUCAGACGAUUUGAACGUAAUUCUGCCUUGUUCCGCGUGAAUACAAUUAACAGGCUCCGUUGACACCAUGCAGUUACCCAAUCAUGAUUCUCUCCUGAGUAUUACAGAGAUUCAUUCCAAAUACUCCAAUGGGUUGAUUGCGGAUAUCAUUUUUAUCAUACUAUUUUCAAAAUCUCCAAUACUGGAAUACCAAUCUGAUAAACCAGGGAGGACUGCAUAAUAUUAUUUUUAAUAGACCAAAGAUGAGGCCCAGGAUAUUCACAGUAUUUGGAAGUUAGAAACUCGGGGGGCCUUGAAGGAUGGGUUUUCCAAUAUAUGACGCAGGUUGAUGGUUGUAUAUAUAAACCAUGCCCGCGUACAAAUGGCCAGAUCUUGAUGAGGAUUUAUUAAAAGCAAUUACCCUACUCACAUACAAAAUGAAAUCUGUUGUUCCGGUUUUAAUAAUUUUAGCCACCUCCGAAGCCAUUUAUGGUGAGUUGAUAACCAAAGAAAAGGCAACACCCCGGCGAUGUCCAUUCUCCCCGUCAGUGUUCGGAAAGUGGGCUGUGUCCGACGCUUAUGACAAUGACAUGAGUACGGUGAUCACCAUUAAUUAUUAUUAUGUAUUAGUGCAAUCACCUGGCUCCGAGAGGAUUUUCUUUUGUAAAGAAAUGGACUAUUAUGAGACUGUGCUGCUGAUAACGCCUGACAAAAAUCAGAUUUUGUGCCUGCAGUUUCCAUUUGUUGAUGAAAACCCUAUGUUGGUGGUGAGAUUAAGUCCAACUAUUAUUAACCACUGGAAAUUUUUUGAGCCCACACGCAACCCCUUCCGGUCGCCAACCAUCGGGAACACCUGUAACAGGUACAGCGACGGGGAUGCCGUCUUUCUCAGGAGAAUUUACUAACUGUGUUUAUAUUGUACAUAUUGUAUAUAAUAAAAAUAUUUAUUUUUGUUAUAAAA
This is a messenger RNA of Ostrea edulis (European flat oyster), 1044 nucleotides long. RefSeq lists its product as uncharacterized. The record is from RefSeq and is a predicted model, not a curated record. NCBI's taxonomy places the organism in Eukaryota, Metazoa, Mollusca, Bivalvia, Ostreida, Ostreidae. The transcript is spliced from 5 exons. Bases 452 to 988 code for a protein of 178 amino acids.